UCAGCACAUGUAUAUGUUGGCUGAAAGACGGCAGAAGAAACACACCACGACUCCUAAAGGCUGACAGCUCUGAGAAGUUUCCUUGAUCUCGGGAGCUGACAAACACAGCCAUGAAGAGCUUGAAGUUCCUAGCAGCCGAGGGCUUCGUCCAAACCGGACCAAACGCAUGCAAGAACCUUCACUUCUUGUCUUGCAAUCUCUACCCAAUCCUCUUCAAGGCCAGCUAUCUGUGUGAGGAGGCCACAAUGCUCCACGACUUGGUCCAGACGUGGCCUCUGACGGAGAUCAACUUGCGCAAACUGUUAGGCCGGACCGUGGACUGUCCAGAUGAUCUCACGUCCCGCACCUGCAGGCUCUGUCUGGAGGCCUUUCUCACAGGUUUGAAGGACUAUGUGUUUCAAGCUCCAAGCAUGUAUACCAAAAAGCUGCGUGUGGUGGAUAUAGUCGGUCUGCAAGACACUGAACACCAGGUCUGUCCCUGCAGACGGACCCUCGGGCGUUGGGCACGAACCGAGCUGCUAACCCGCAUGUGCUACGAGACUAUGGAGUACAUGCAGACCGGUCAGGCGGCGCCAUCAGCGUUUCACGUGGAGAUCGAUGUCCGCUUGGACGCUUUUGUUACCGGACGGAACAACGAGGUGGUGGCUCAGGCUCUGUUGCUACGCAGACAUUGCCCGUUAAAACUGUACUUCGUUGGCCUGCGUGUGGAUUCGUUGAGCCUCAGGAACCUCUUCUUCCUCCUGAAGCUGGUGGAGUCACACGGCCUGCAGAAGCUGGAAGUGGUGCACAACGUACAUCUGGAGGCUCCACACAUUGAGGUAAUGCUCUCCCAGCUGAAGUUCCCCCAGCUGCGCUCGAUCACGUUUCCUGCACAGGCUUUGAAUGUGCACAGGUUGGGCCCGGAUGACGAGGGACUCAUAGGAGUUCUGGGUGAGCUGAUGAGCAAACUGACGGAGCUGAGAGAGCUCUCUCUGGGGUUCUCCACUCUUACUGGACAUCUGAGGAGACUGCUGAGUCCACUAAACACUCCUCUGCAGUGUAUCGAGUUAGCGAACUGUAGUCUCAACGCAGUGGACAUGGCCUACUUCGCCAACAGCCUGCACAGUGAGCACUUAGUAAAGCUGGAUCUGAGCGGUCAUGCGGUAGCAGACGUCUUCCCCAACACCUUCCGGAAGCUUCUGCAUCGCUGUUCUGCCACACUCACUAGCCUGGGUCUGGAGGAGUGUGGACUGGACGAUGAGACCCUUGAUACGCUCACCCAAGCACUGAGACCCUGUCACGCGCUACAGGAACUGAAGAUCCUGGGUAAUCCACUGAGCACAGCUGCCCUGCGCCGUCUCUUUAACACACUGGCUCUGGGUUUUCCUGCUUUGAGAUAUGUCGAGCUGCCCGUCCCUCGCGACUGUUAUCCUGAAGGUGCAGCCUACCCGCUGAAUGAUACGGCACUGAUCAAUUACGACAGGGAGAAGUUCCAGCAAGCCAGGACUGAACUUGUUGGCAUCCUAGAGAGGGAGGGAAAAAGACACAUAGAAGUCUGCACGCCAUUAUUUGGAGCCUAUGAUCCCGACAUCAACGAGACGAGCAAUGAGCUGGGAGUGUCCAUGUUGCAGUCGUUCAGCAGUGUCGUAGGCAAUUUCAUGGACACAGUCAGUAGUGUCGCCCAACGGAGAGAGCAGAGUUCACAAUGAGUGAGUGAGAUGUUCACAAUGAACGAGAACUUAUGUUUUCAACAUUUAUAAUAAAUGUUUCUUGAGCAAUAUAUCAGUAUAUUAGACUGAUUUCUGAAGGAUCGUGUGACACUGGAGUAAUGAUGCUGAAAAUUCAGCUUUGAUCACAGAAAUAAAUUACAUUUUAAAAUAUUUUAAAUUGUAAUAGUUCUCAAUAUUGCUGUUUUUUUACGAUCAAAUAAAUGCAGCCUUGAGCACGGGACUGUCAGAAACAUUUUAUGCUGUUGUUUUGAAGUGUUAAAAAUGUUGAACGUUGAGUGUUUUUGUGUGCAUAUAUAAAUAGUUCAGUGUCUGCAAAUAAUACAUAGACAUGUAAUAAUGUAUAUUGAGAUGUGCAAUAAAGAACAAAAUAUUUUUAA
This is a messenger RNA of Megalobrama amblycephala (Wuchang bream), 2086 nucleotides long. It is a transcript of the gene lrrc14b, whose product is annotated as leucine rich repeat containing 14B. The coding region runs from base 111 to 1688 and encodes 525 amino acids. Gene Ontology annotation, biological process: negative regulation of apoptotic process; negative regulation of cell differentiation; negative regulation of DNA-templated transcription. Gene Ontology annotation, cellular component: cytoplasm. The transcript is spliced from 3 exons. The record is from RefSeq and is a predicted model, not a curated record. Lineage: Eukaryota; Metazoa; Chordata; Actinopteri; Cypriniformes; Xenocyprididae.